Molecule: messenger RNA, 2865 nt
Organism: Archocentrus centrarchus (flier cichlid)
Lineage: Eukaryota; Metazoa; Chordata; Actinopteri; Cichliformes; Cichlidae
Gene: adamts15b
Product: ADAM metallopeptidase with thrombospondin type 1 motif, 15b
Exons: 8
Coding region: 1-2865 (954 amino acids)
Biological process (GO): proteolysis; extracellular matrix organization
Molecular function (GO): zinc ion binding; metalloendopeptidase activity
Source: RefSeq, a predicted model, not a curated record
AUGGCGAUAUCUGGCUGUUUAUUCGUUAUUUUUACACAAUUCCUACUUUAUUUGAAACUAACAUAUUGCAUGGAGGUAGAUUUCUGCAUACCUGUUCGCCUGAAUCAUAAAAAGCCUGGAGUGUAUUUGCACCGGCGAGCAGAGCAGAUGAAUGAAGAUGAGAUUGUGUUUAGACUUAGCGCAUUCAAAGAAGAUUUUUACCUAAAUCUGUCUCCAGAUUCUAGUUUCAUUGCAUCCGGCAGUCUCCCACCCCAGAUCAACUCCACGGCAUCCAGCGCCUUUGCAGCCGCUGAAUUCAGGGAAUGCUUCUACUCCGGUGAUGUUAACGCAGACCCGGACUCCUUUGCUGCGCUAAGCCUGUGCAAAGGUCUGCAGGGGGGAUUCUCUUAUAACGGCAUGGAGUAUUUCAUUAGCCAGACCGAGACUGAAGAUGCAGCACCCGCUUCUGUGCAUGGAAACUCCUUCGACAGGACACAUAUCAUUCGCCGCCGGAGACGCGCUGCGCACUCAGUUGGAAACUUCACCAGCAGGUGUGGAGUUCCACCUGACACCAACUUCACCGUCUCCCUGGAGAAAUACAAGUACAUGAGCGAACUGGCGAUUGAUGGCUUAACUGAAACUGUGCUGAAUACCUUGGGGAGGUCUAAAAGGUUCGCCGCCAUCCCCAGAUUUGUGGAGGUGCUGGUUGUGGCAGAUGAAUCUAUGGCUAAAUUUCACGGGGACGACCUAAAGCAUUACCUCCUGACCCUCAUGUCAGUAGCAGCCAGGCUUUACAAGCACCCCAGCAUUCUCAACUCCAUAAACAUAGUGGUGGUGGGCUUCAUGGUGAUAAAUGACGAUGACAAGGGACCUAAGGUUUCCAGUAAUGCUGCCCUGACUCUGCGCAACUUCUGCUCCUGGCAGAAGAAGUUAAAUAAACACACUGACAAGCACCCAGAGUACUGGGACACAGCCAUUCUGUUCACUAAACAGGAUCUUUGUGGGGCUACAACCUGUGAUACACUGGGGAUGGCUGAUGUUGGGACCAUGUGUGACCCAAAGAGGAGCUGCUCGGUCAUUGAGGAUGAUGGGUUACCCUCUGCUUUCACAACUGCUCAUGAACUUGGCCACGUUUUCAACAUGCCCCACGACAAUGUGAAGGCAUGUGAGGAGGUAUUUGGGAAACUAAAGGACAACCACAUGAUGUCUCCCACGCUGAUUCAGAUAGACAGGAGCCGACCCUGGUCUGUUUGCAGUGCAGCCAUCAUUACCGAGUUCCUGGACAGAGGUCAUGGAGACUGUUUGCUGGACCAGCCUCAAAAGCAGCUGACUCUGCCGGACAACCUGCCCGGCUCGAGCUACAGCCUGCACCGUCAGUGUGAGCUUGCAUUUGGCCCCGGCUCCAAACCCUGCCCUUACAUGCAGCCCUGCUCCAAGCUGUGGUGCACAGGAAAGGCCCGAGGGCAGCUGAUUUGCCAAACCCGACACUUCCCCUGGGCGGAUGGCACAAGCUGUGGUAACGGCAAGGUUUGCUACCAAGGGGCUUGCACUGAGAAGAACAGCACUGUGCACAUGAAGGUCGAUGGUCAGUGGGGGAAGUGGGGUUCAUUUGGUGACUGCUCCAGAAGCUGUGGUGGAGGAGUUCAGCUGGCCAAAAGAGAGUGCAAUUACCCUGUCCCUGAGAACGGAGGCAAAUACUGCUAUGGACUUCGUGUCAAAUACCGUUCCUGUAACCUCAACCCGUGUCCUGACACAGGUAAAACUUUCCGUGAGGAGCAGUGCGAGGCAUUCAAUGGCUUAAACCUGAACACCAACAGGCUGGGCUCUUCUGUGGUUUGGGUUCCCAAAUAUUCAGGCAUCUCUCCCAAGGACAAAUGCAAACUCAUCUGCCGUGUCAACGGGACUGGAUACUUCUAUAUGCUUGCUCCAAAGGUUGUGGAUGGGACACCCUGUUCCCCGGACACGUCAUCUGUGUGUGUUCAAGGAAAAUGCAUCAAGGCAGGCUGCGAUGGCAAGCUGGACUCUAGCAAGAAGUUUGAUAAGUGUGGUGUGUGUGGUGGGGACAACCAGGGCUGCAAGAAGGUCUCAGGAUUGUUCACCAAGCCAGUUCAUGGCUACAACUUUGUGGUGAUGCUCCCUGUUGGGGCCUCCAAUAUUGACAUCCGUCAACGUGGCUACCGAGGAAUGGUCAGUGAUGAAAACUACUUAGCAGUGAAGAACCGCUAUGGCAGUUACCUCCUGAAUGGUAACUACGUGGUGUCAGCUGUGGAGCGUGACCUGCUGGUGAAAGGCAGUCUGCUGCACUACAGUGGAACCUCCACAUCUGUGGAAAUUAUUCAGGCUACCAGACCCCUGCAGGAACCUUUGACUGUGGAGGUGCUCUCUGUAGGGAAGAUGACCCCUCCCAGGGUACGCUACUCCUUCUAUAUCACUAAGGAGAGCAAGGAAGAGAAGACUCUGUGGAAAGAAGAGAAAAGUCGCAAAUCACAGAACAACGUCUUGGCUAACAGCAACAAAAUUGAAUCUAAGAAGCAGGUGAUGGGAAAGAAGCCUAUAAGUCACUGGGUGACAAGUGGAUGGGAUUCAUGCACAGUGACUUGUGGCAAUGGUCUGCAGAAGAGGCUGGUACAGUGCCAGAGUGUGGAUGGACGUCCUGCAGUGGACUGUGAUGGCGCUGACAGGCCUGUGGCAGUAAGAGCAUGUGGAGAUCCAUGUCCCAUGUGGGAUGUUGGGACCUGGUCUCAUUGCUCCAGGUCCUGUGGAAGGGGCUUUACAAGGCGAUCAGUGCGCUGUAUUACUGAAAAUGGUCUGAAUCUGCCCAGAGACCACUGCUCUGGAAGAAGAAAGCCUCAGGAGCUGGACCUGUGCAACCUAAAGCCAUGUUAG